AUGGAUAGUCGACCGUCCGAGCCCAAAAUUGGAUCUGAAACGAGAGCUUAUCUGCUCAAAAGAACUUGCGACGAGUCUUUCACAAUUGACUUCAAAGAAUAUACGAGCAAGGAGCCGUCAGAUCCGCUGGAACAAUCGCCUCUACUUAUGGAUGUUGAAACUGCUCCUCCACGCCGUGAGCAGGAUGCUAAGCGAGAAGUAACAUGCUCAUAUCGUGCUCUUUGUGUCUCCUUCUGGAAGCUGCACCCUCAUAUGCACGUACUCGGCUUGCAGAUCGUAGGGGCCCAUGGCUUGCUCCUGAUGCUUAGCUUUGUACAGACAAUUGCUCCAGCUUGA
This is a messenger RNA of Glarea lozoyensis ATCC 20868, 336 nucleotides long. RefSeq lists its product as uncharacterized. The transcript has a single exon. Lineage: Eukaryota; Fungi; Ascomycota; Leotiomycetes; Helotiales; Helotiaceae. The record is from RefSeq and is a predicted model, not a curated record. The coding region runs from base 1 to 336 and encodes 111 amino acids.